AUGCGACUGUUUGAGUAUAAAUGCGGAGUCCCGGAAGAGCCAUUGGACCGAUAUGAACCUGGAGGUUAUCAUCCAGUGCGUCUGCACGACGUCUUUGCAGGGGGAAGAUAUAAAGUCAUUCAUAAGCUGGGUCACGGGAGCUACUCGACUACCUGGAUUGCACGGGAUUCUAUGCUUAGCAGAAAUGUGGCUCUCAAAAUUACAGUGGCAGAAGCCUCGUCUCCAAACAAUCGUGAGCGCCGAGUUCUCCAGGCUCUGUCGGAACCCAAAACCACGUUGCAGUCGGAUCGGAUGCACAUCAUGCAGCUGCUGGAUGAUUUUCAGCACCACGGGCCCAAUGGCGUUCAUGAUUGCCUUGUCUUCGAAUUACUGGGUCCAAGUGUCGCUAGCGUGGUGGAGAAACAAUGCACCGGCGACAGACUUCCAGGGCAUGUUGCAAGGAAGGCGUGCAAAGAGUUAGGUCUCGCACUUGCAGUCUUGCACAGGCAAGAAGUUGGCCAUGGUGACAUACAUACAGGAAACCUUGCGUUCUGUGUGCCAGGCCUUGACUCAAUCUCAGAGGACAAGCUAUUCGAGAUUUACGGUGUGCCCAAGACAGGCUCUGUUACUCGCGCUGAUGGCGGCUCGCUAAGGUCCGGAGUCCCAGAUUAUCUAGUAUGGUCUGCUUCCUGCCCUGCUAGCGGACUCAAUCUCGCAGAAUCUUAUGUGAAACUAAUCGACUUUGGUGAAUCGUUUUUCUCCUACGAAAAAUCCAAAGCGUUACACACACCAUUGGCACUAAGAGCGCCUGAAGUAUUGUUCGACGAGGAGUACGAUUUUCGAGUGGAUUGCUGGGGUUUUGCUUGCGCAAUAUUCGAAUUGAUUGUCGGUUAUCCGCCUUUUACUGGCAUCAUGGCGAAAAAGGAAGAUAUACUACAACAAAUAGCCGACAUGAUAGGAGAACCGCCAGAAAAGUGGCAACCGAAGUGGAAGGUGCUGCCAAAGUGGGACCAAAUCUAUGACGAAGAUCCAGUCUACAAUCUGGAACAGUGGCUGGAUCUAACUUACUUCGAUGAUGGCAAACGCAUCGAUUUCACGAGAGAGGACAUCAAGCAGGUUGCAAGAAUGAUUAGAGAGCUGUUGCAGUGGUGUCCCUCUGAGCGUUCAUCAGUAUCAGAAGUCUUGGCCAACGAGUGGUUUCAAGAUUGCUAG
Aureobasidium melanogenum CBS 110374 is the source of this 1191-nucleotide messenger RNA. Its product is annotated as kinase-like protein. NCBI's taxonomy places the organism in Eukaryota, Fungi, Ascomycota, Dothideomycetes, Dothideales, Saccotheciaceae. The transcript has 5 exons. The record is from RefSeq and is a predicted model, not a curated record. Gene Ontology annotation, molecular function: ATP binding; protein kinase activity. Bases 1 to 1191 code for a protein of 396 amino acids. Gene Ontology annotation, biological process: regulation of mRNA processing; protein phosphorylation; spliceosomal complex assembly.